GCUUGUGUGAAGGGCAGGCCCCGGCGAGGACCAUGCGCCAAUCAUCUCUCCCCCUACUUCUGGUCUCCUUCGCUCUCGCUGUCGCGUCGGCGCCGACAUCUCAGUUGGUAGACUCAGAUUUGACGUUACUGUUUCAAAACGAUCUCGAUUGUGUGUGGAGUUUCUACUGCGGUGGUCGGAGAGAGACAGAGAGAGUAACAACACCGUGCUUUAGGGCGGACCACAAGCGAACACGACAGCUUCAUCCUCCUCACGCCGCGUACACAUACUCAGGCUUCCACGGCAUGCGCGCAGCUCAACGAGAGCCUGACGCCUACGAAUGGGACCUUCUUUUCCUCAGAUGUCCCAGCGCUGUUAUCAUACGUGGCCUACUCCCAAAAGAAAUCGACGGCACAGAAGUAUUGGGUCGCAGGCUCCGGUUCCUCCUGCACGACGAUCAGCCCGGCGGGUCUACAAACGACUCCCUGCUCCCAGAAGUUACCCGUUUUGUGCAAGAACUCGGCGCCAAACAGGAUCUUAGGGCAAACCGAUCUCAGCAGCACUUGGCAAGUGAACGUGAACGCAGGGGACUUGUCAAUAACCGGCACACGGGACCACGUGUCGUUUCGUUUCCUGGGCAUCCCGUUCGCGAAUCCGACGCAACGCUGGACAUAUUCAUCCCUGUACACCGACUCGGCGCUCUGGGAUUCCUCGCGCUCGACGACGGAGUGACAAACGGCAACUACGGACUCGCAGACAUGAUCACCGCGCUGAAAUGGGUGCAGAAGUACAUCUCAGCUUUCGGCGGAGACCCCAGCCGGAUCACCAUCUUCGGGCAAAGCGCCGGGGCGGGUGCAGUCCGCGCCCUGCUGGGAUCUCCGCCGGCGUUCGGCCUGUUCUCGGGUGCCAUCGCGCAGAGCAACCUGGCAGGCUUUGCAUACGCGAAAACGUAUUCGGAGUACUACACGAUCAAGGAGGAAGUGGCUGCAGCGGCAUCGGCUUUCGUCUCCGAGAUGGGAUGUGCGAACGCGACGGCGAACGCGACUCUGACUUGUUUGCGGGGUGUCAGCUGGCAGACCCUGCAGAACGCUCCGGAUUCCCCCAGAUAUCUCGUCGUGGAUGGGCAUUACCUCGUCCGUGACAGGCUCUCCGUCGAUGGGAAGGGCCCGAUCGCACCGAAUGUGCAUGUCAUGUUUGGCUGGAUGGCCGACGACGGCACUGACUUUGCGGGCGGAUAUCCUGGUCCAGGAGAAUCUCAGCUGUCAUCUGUCGAAGCUAUCGGUCUGCCGGCAAACACCAGCUCAGCCAUUCUUGCCUCGGGGCAAUUUCCGACAUACACGUCCGGCAACGCGACGCUCGACGUGCUGAACGUCACGAGCAGGAUCGCCACAGACGGUGAAUUCAGCUGUCUUGACCAAGCAACAUUGCACUCAGCUGCACUGCACAAGGUGUUCGAGUCGGUCUGGGCAUAUCAGUUCGAUAGAAGCUAUAUGGGCUACGAGCCUAUUCCCGGUGUGUGCGAUCCACCCGGCACGGCCGCUCACCCCUUUGGGGACCCGUCUCUCCCCUACUUCAAAUGUCAUUCGGGUGAGCUGUAUUUCGUGUUCGGCAACAUCGGCCAAUCGACGCCCGGGUUCCCCUUCCGUGACGCAUUCGAUCUGCCAUUCGAGCAGCUCGCGCUGGACAGCUGGGCAUCUUUCGCUCGGACGCAUGACCCGAAUCCAGACCCUGCGUUCCUCGACGCCAGGUCGUUUGCCGGGACGAAGAACGCUCUGGCUCAAUGGGGCAGUUGGCUGCCCGUGCAGAGCGCAAAGCCCGUCAGGAUCCUGGAUUGGCCGAGUCGGAGCAGUGCGUGGCUGGAACAGAAGCAGUGCGCAGUCUUGGGCUUCCCGUUGGAUUAUUAUGAGUAGUUGGAUGUUGUGUUUCGCGUGCUUAUCGCGCGGCUCUUCUCAAAAGCGCCUAUCAAUGAAUGGCGCGUGUCGUUCUCAUGCUUGUGGCUCCAAGCUUCGAACCUGCGCGGGAACUAUACUCUCGUAAGUUCAUAUGAAUGUCCGUUCUGCUGA
Mycena citricolor is the source of this 2042-nucleotide messenger RNA. NCBI's taxonomy places the organism in Eukaryota, Fungi, Basidiomycota, Agaricomycetes, Agaricales, Mycenaceae. The record is from the annotation of a GenBank genome assembly.